AGCCAUCUGUCCUUUGAUCCUGCCAGCAGCAGCAAAUCUCUGCAGGAAGGCAGCCUGGCCCGCGGGGGUCGGAAAGCCCAGCCGAGAAUGGAAGCGAUCCAGGCAAGAAGAGGAAGAGAGCAAACGUUCCUCCAGAUGGUGGCAUAAAUCUGAGCCUCGACGCCAUUCCGAUGGGCUUGCCAAUGUCCGACCCGGCGGCCUGGACCACGGCGAUGAACAACCUCGGGAUGGCUCCCAUGGGGAUGACGGGACAGCCCCUCCUGCCCGAUUUUGAUCCUGCUCUCGGGGUGAUGACUGGAAUCCCUCCCAUCAACCCCAUGAUGCCAGGCUUGGGGAUAGUCCCACCUCCCAUCCCUCCGGACAUGCCUGCUGUGAAGGAGAUCAUUCACUGCAAAAGCUGCACUCUCUUCCCACCGAACCCACAUCUUCCCCCUCCAGCAACGAGAGAGAGGCCCCCGGGCUGUAAGACGGUGUUUGUCGGAGGGCUGCCGGAGAACGGGACCGAGCAGAUCAUCAUGGAAGUGUUUGAACAAUGCGGGGAAGUCAUAGCUAUCCGGAAGAGCAAGAAGAAUUUCUGUCAUAUCCGCUUUGCCGAGGAGUUCAUGGUGGACAAGGCACUUUAUCUUUCUGGCUACCGCAUCCGGCUGGGCUCCAGCACCGACAAGAAGGACACGGGGCGGCUGCACGUGGACUUUGCCCAGGCUCGGGAUGACCUGUACGAGUGGGAGUGCAAGCAGCGGAUGCUGGCGAGGGAGGAACGCCAUCGCCGGCGGCUGGAAGAGGAGCGCUUCCGCCCGCCCUCCCCACCUCCUGUCGUCCACUACUCCGACCACGAGUGCAGCGUUGUCGCCGAGAAACUGAAAGGUACGGGUGGUGAGCUGCCUGAUGACACAAAGUUCUUGGAAGCCAUCCAGACCCUGCUGACCUGGAUAGAACGCGGAGAGGUGAACAGGAGGACCGCCAACAACUUCUACUCCAUGAUCCAGUCGGCCAACAGCCACAUUCGCAGACUGGUGAACGAGAAGGCGGCUCACGAGAAAGAGAUGGAAGAAGCUAAAGAGAAAUUCAAACUAGCGCUCUCAGGGAUUCUGGUGCAGUUCGAGCAGAUAGUGGCCGUGUACCAUUCUGCCUCCAAACAAAAGGCUUGGGACCAUUUCACGAAAGCUCAGCGUAAGAACAUCAGCGUGUGGUGCAAACAAGCAGAGGAAAUUCGUAACAUUCAUAACGAUGAACUAAUGGGUAUUCGAAGAGAGGAGGAAAUGGAAAUGUCUGAUGAAGAAAUAGAAGAUCCAUCAGAGAUGAAAGAAACGGAAGAAUCAGCGCUGGUGUCGCAGGUGGAAGCCCUGAAGGAAGAAAACGACAGUCUGCGCUGGCAGCUGGAUGCCUACCGGAACGAGGUGGAGCUGCUGAAGCAGGAGCAAGGCAAAGCAAGCAGGGAUGAAGACACAACCAAGGAGCAGCAGAUGAAGCUGCUCCAGCAGGCUCUGCAGGGGAUGCAGAAGCACCUUUUGAAAGUACAAGAUGAAUACAAAAAGAGAGAAGCUGAGCUAGAAAAAGUGAGAGAAGACAAGCUGAAAAUAGAAACGUUAUUAGAAAACCUGAAGGAGCAGCAAAGCAUGGCUGAUGAGGAGGACAAGGAGAGGGAUGUGACUGAGUGUCAAGGGAGUGAGAGCAGCGCGUCCCGAGCGUGUGCCUGCAGCCAGGAGAAGGAAUGUCCGGCUGAGAAGACGUUGAGCAAUAGUCCUGUGAAAUCGGAACGGGAAGUUCUCCUGGUUGGAAUAAUAUCGACGUUUCUUCACGUGCACCCGUUCGGAGCAAGCAUAGAGUACAUCUGUUCCUACCUGCAGCGUCUGGACAGCAAAAUUUGCACCGCCGAAGUGGAAGUUCUCAUGACUCGGCUCCAGAACACGUUCAGGCAGGAGCUGAGUGGGGUUGGGGCCAGCCUAGAGAAAAGGUGGAAGUUUUGUGGCUUUGAUGGACUGAAAAUGACUUGA
This is a messenger RNA of Opisthocomus hoazin, 1994 nucleotides long. The record is from RefSeq and is a predicted model, not a curated record. NCBI's taxonomy places the organism in Eukaryota, Metazoa, Chordata, Aves, Opisthocomiformes, Opisthocomidae.